Fomitiporia mediterranea MF3/22 is the source of this 3465-nucleotide messenger RNA. RefSeq lists its product as uncharacterized. The transcript is spliced from 18 exons. Gene Ontology annotation, cellular component: nucleolus. Gene Ontology annotation, molecular function: protein binding; RNA binding. Lineage: Eukaryota; Fungi; Basidiomycota; Agaricomycetes; Hymenochaetales; Hymenochaetaceae. The record is from RefSeq and is a predicted model, not a curated record. Gene Ontology annotation, biological process: ribosomal small subunit biogenesis. The coding region runs from base 1 to 2595 and encodes 864 amino acids.
AUGGCACCACCAAAACGACAUUCAACAACUCGGCUUCCACAAUCUCUCUUAGAAGAAAUCGAUGCGCAAGCAGGCGGUUCAAAUGGUCGACGAAGAAAUUCAGCUGUGCGGAACAGGAAAGCAGAGAGAAAGGCUGAGCGUCAGUUAGCGAAGCAACGCAAGGCUCAGUUCUUCUCGCAUGCGUCUAAUGAGCCCGUGAAAAAACAAGUCCAUGAAGCGAAAACAAAUGUUGAAGGUCCACCCCGUAAAAAGGUCAAGUUUCAGCUGACCGAAGGUCCUCAGCAUGGACUUCGAGAGCUAUCGCCUCUAGAUGAAACGAAAAUAGCGGAAGGUGGAAAGAAAGCGACAGAUGCAAAAUCAAAACAUUCGAAGGCAAUUGUACCAAAGAAACCAAAAGAUACGGAUUGGAGCGUGGAAAGGAAGCGAUCAAGACGGGAUGAAGAGGAGGACGCGUAUUUGGAGAUGCUCGAGAAGCAGCUUGGGAUCAAGAAAGACAAGAAGGGCAAGAGUCGAUACGGUGGUGGAUUUGAAGAUGAUGGUCUACUUGAUUUAUUGGUCAAUCUGGACGAGAAGGUACUGGGUGACGUCGAGAAUGAGCCAGAACAUUCACUUGACGUCAGCCAGAGCUCUGACGAGGCAGAAAGUUCUGGAUCUGAUGACGGCGGAUCUUCAGCUACGGACGUAUCAGGCGAGGAAGAGGAGCAGUGGACCGGAUUCGUCUCAGAGUCAGAAGAAUCCGACGAAGAGGACAUGGGAAUGGACGAGGAAGUGCCACCUACUAAAAACGUAGCUGAACAAAAUUCAAAUACACAAGGUUCAGGCUCUAAAUAUCUUCCUCCGCAGCUUCGGGAAGAUGCGUCUAGGAAAAAGCAAGACAAUCCCGAGGUUGAUGUGAAGUUGACUCGACAGUUGAAAGGCCUUCUGAACAGGUUGAGUGAGCAAAAUAUCGAUUCUAUUCUCAAGGAGAUUGAGAACCUUUACCGGUCUCACCGACGACACGAUAUCACCUUAACAUUAACGAACCUGAUAAUUGAAGGGACUUGCUCACACUCCAUUCUCCUUGAUGCUUAUGUCGCUUUGCACGCGGGGCUUGUAGCGUGCCUACAUAAAGUCAUCGGAGUGGAAAUCGCCGCAUAUUUCGUUCAAAACGUUGUUGCUAACUUUGAACGCCAUUACUCAAAAUCAAAGGAAUCACUAGUACCCGGGGGUAGUGCGGAAGGCGAGGUGAAGGACGAAGAAAUAGGGAAGGAAUGCUCCAAUUUACUUGUGCUACUGUCCGAUCUCUACAAUUAUCACGUUAUUUCGUGCGUCUUGGUUUACGACAUCAUCCGGCUUAUUCUUGAAGGUGGACUAUCGGAGUUGGAUGUUGAGCUUAUCUUGAAGCUCGCAAGAGGUUCUGGUUCGCAGCUUAGACAAGAUGACCCGUCUGCCUUGAAGGACAUCAUUCAGAUCGUGCACGCUAAGCUUGGGGGUCAGCGUAAUACGAGUUCGCGAACACGCUUCAUGGUUGAAACGCUCAACAAUCUCAAGAACAAUAAAAUGAAGAAGGCCGCAGCAGGUGCACAAGGUGGAAACGAGUCAAAAGAACGUAUCAGCAAAUUCGUCGCUGGCAUAGGCAAGAAAUAUCACGUCCACGCACACGAGCCACUCCGAAUAUCGCUCGAUGACUUACGCCAGGCGGAUUCGAAAGGAAAAUGGUGGUUAGUUGGUGCAGCAUGGGGUGGCGAUCCACUAGUUGAUCACCAAGCUUCCCUGGAUCAUUCCUCGGACAAGACUGUGCCCGCAGAGGCAGAUAAUAUGCUACUCAAGCUUGCUCGGAAGCAGGGUAUGAACACUGACGUGCGGCGGAGUAUAUUCGUCGUUCUCAUGAGUAGCGAUGAUUAUGUUGAUGCUUGCGAUCGGCUAGCGCAGCUCAACUUGACAGAAGUCCAGCAACGCGAGAUCAUACGUGUCCUAAUACACUGUUGCGGGAAUGAAAAAUCGUACAACCCCUAUUACACGCUCAUCGCCUCUCACCUCUGUCAACAAUCCCACAGUCACCGAGUAACUCUCCAAUACUGCUCCUGGGAUUUUCUCCGUAGUCUUGGUGAGACGAACGUCGGUGGCGCGGAGAUGGCGAAGAACUUAGAUGAUGCAGACGGUGGAGAAAAGGAAGGCUUCGAACUAGAUCGAGUGUCGAGUACGCGCAUGGCGAAUGUUGCGCGAAUGUAUGCGUGGUUAGUUGUCAAGGAAUGCGUGGCAAUUACGAUUUUGAAGACACUCGACUUCAUAUCAUUCAAAUCUAAGACCAAAAUAUUCCUCAAAGUGUUCUUCACACAUCUCUUCGCAGAUUCACAAAAUCCAUCAACCGUACCGAGUCUGAGUACCGAUAUCGAUCCAACUAUAGUUGGCCGUCGUGACGAGAAAGCAUUGACAGACAUGUUCGUCAAGGCAACGCGAGUACCUGCUCUGGCACUUGGCAUCUCGCGCUUCCUCACGUCCACUUUCUGUUCUCUUGACGAUGAGUCCGAAGGCAGGGAUAAGACGGGUGCAUUCAUGCGGUGGUGUUGUGAAGUUGCCAAAAAUGUUUUGCACAGUGCACAUGACGACCUGUGACGGUCCACACAACGCUCGUGUGCAUGUAUACUUAUUCUUCCUUUACGAUCUUUUGGAAUGCCAUGCCACAAUAUGUGCUACCUUGUACUCCUCCAAAUGAUAUACUUGGAAACUCGACCUGUGAAUAAAACACCAGACGAGUUUCCGAAGUCUGAAAUGUCUUCAGCAGCUCUUCUCUCGUAAAGUUACAUGAUGUAAUCAAGAAAAAUCCUCCAUCCUUAAGCAAUUCUCCUAUUCUUUUCGGAUACACGUCUCGAGGACUCUUUCCCUCGCCGUAUGCAUCUCGGGCUGCAAGAGCCAUAGCGUCGUACGUGCCCUUAUCCAAUACGAGGUCCCACCCGUCAUCAUCGCCCAUAAUUGGUAGCCCUCUCAACUUCUCCAUAGCGAGGAAAUCAACCUCAGCAAACCUUAUGCUCUCAUACCCUUCCCCUCGUUCUCUAGCAAUACUCUGCGCUAGCCGAACUGCGUCAGCACUAUAAUCGAUUCCAACCAUCCGUUCACCUCGGUAUCCAUUCUCGACAAGUGCAGAUAAGAGGUUGCCGUUCCCACUGCCGAUUUCAAUUAUCUUCGGUGAAUGGCUCUGUGCUGUACUAGACGAAGAUGUGUUGUUGUAAAGAGGCACGUUUACUAAUGCCCAGUUGACCAUUUUCUCUACACUAUCUUCUCCAAACCAAACUUCACCCUCAUCGCCGAAAUCUUCAAAGUUCUUUACUUCGGCCUCAUAAACACUGUCCCAGUAUUCCUUCGUACCCAACUUUGACGGCUUUAGAUCAUCGUCACUGCAUUCGUUGUCCGGCACAGACACAGAGCCAGACAUAUCAAUAGCUGGUCCGUAUUUUCCUGUCUAUGAUAAAUAAUUAUGGUAGUGGA